This is a messenger RNA of Paramecium primaurelia, 309 nucleotides long. NCBI's taxonomy places the organism in Eukaryota, Ciliophora, Oligohymenophorea, Peniculida, Parameciidae. The record is from the annotation of a GenBank genome assembly.
AUGGCAAGUCGAAUAUUUAAAAUUUAGUUAACUUUAAUUGUUGUUGAUUAUUUAGUCUGCAAUGAAAUAAGAAAUAUUAUCAAAGUUUUUCAUUUCCAUCUUUAGAGCAAAUAGGAGUUAAAAUUUAUAUCUUCAAAAUUAUGGUAAUAGUUACUAUAUUAGUAUUUGAAAAUGGAUUUGAUGAUGUUUUAAUUACAUUAUUAGUCUAUCAUAUCCUAGAUGUAUUGAUUAGUAUAUUGGAACAACCUAUGAAUUAGGAAUUGUAAAAAAUUAGAUUUUCAAUUUAUUUUUAGUUCUUAGAAGUAUUGA